CACACACACACACACACACAUAGAGCUCGCAGUUGCAUUGAGUGUGUGAGCCGUAGUGGAAAUUAUCAUCGGCCAUCAUGACAGUUAGAAACACUCUCCGAGAUCACGGCCAGCGGUAUCGACCACGGAUGGCCUGUCUGAAAAAGGCGGAAAAGGUGCUGCUGGAGAUGCAGGACCCGAAAUCAGGAGUGAAGUCACAGCCGCAGCGAUUGGUCAUCACCACCAUACCGCACGCCAUCAUUGGUGAAGACAUCGUCGCGUGGCUGGCCGACAGAUUCCAGGUCGACGCCCGAGAGGCCAGGAGUCUGGGCUCCAUGCUGGUGUCGCUGGGCUACAUCUACCCUCUGCAGGACCACAAGCGCUUGGUCCUCAGGCCCGACGCCUCGCUCUACCGCUUCCAGACGCCGUACUUCUGGCCCGCUCAGCAGUGGCCUGUGGAGGACACGGACUAUGCCAUCUACCUGGCCAAGAGGAACAUACGCAAGAAGGGCAUCCUGGAGAUGCACGAGCAGGAGCAGUACAACCGACUUCACAAGUGGAUGAACCACAAGUGGGACUUCAUCGUGAUGCAGGCCAAGGAGCAAUACAGGGCCGCAAAGGAGAGGAAGAAACCGGACCGUGUGGUGUUUGACUGCCAGGAGAGAGCCUACUGGGUGGUUCACAGACCUCCGCCGGGCACGGUGAGCGCCAUGGAUUACGGACUGGAUCGGCGAGUAGACCCUAACGCAGACGAGGCCAAAACGCCCGACUACUACGAGAGAAUGAUGAUCUUCACCCAGCAGUCCAUCAUGCGGCCCAGAGUCAAGUCGUCGGUGUCCAUUGGCGCAUUGGUGAAGUACUGCGCCACCUACAAAAGCCACGACCCCUUCCUGUCCAAGUGUCUGCCCAGCAACCCGUGGCUCACCGAUGACGCCACCUACUGGACCCUGAACAUGCCCAACGUGGAGACGCCCACCAAGAUGCGCGUGGAGCGCUGGACCUUCAGCUUCGGCGAGCUCCUCUCGGACCCGCGAGGCCGGGACGACUUCAAGCGCUUCCUGAAGAAGGAGUUCAGCGGCGAAAACUUGGCGUUCUGGGAAGGCUGCGAGGAUUUAAAGUGGGGCACGGCCGCCACCAUGAGGGAGAAAGCUGAGCAGAUCUACAAGACCUUCCUGGCCCGCGGCGCCCCCCGCUGGAUCAACAUUGACGGCAAGACGAUGGAGAUCACGGUGAGCAGCCUGAAGCAUCCUCACAGAUACGUGCUGGACGCCGCCCAGACGCACAUCUACAUGCUGAUGAAGAAGGACUCGUACGGCCGCUACAUGAAGUCUCAGGUGUUCAAGGACACCUUGAAGAAGGCGCUCGUCCCCGAGGAGCACAAGUUCACCGACGCCCAGCUGGAGCAGAACGCCAAGAACCGGCGUCCCAGCGUCAGCCCCAUCAUCCUGCGGCAGCAGGAGCUGGAGGAGCGCGCCAAGAUGGCCGCCAACGCGCCCGUGGACAUCACGCAGGUCAUGAGCAAACUCAGCAAGCAGCGGAAGGGGGACGCCCCGCCCCUUCCGCCCAGGAAAUGACCAUCAAUUCCAAUAUCAUGACAUUUUUUAUCAGCGCGCGGACGGGUGGACGUAACUGCAGUUCACCCACCUGUCCACUAGGUAGAGCCAUUACACCGUAACACGCUUAAAUAGCGCCAACUUAAAAGUGCUAACAUUCCCAGUCCACGUCAACAUGUUUCUUGUCCGUCUUUUUGUUGGAGUCCAUGCAUGCUCUUGUACUUGUCUGCUGUCCACCUCAUCAGUCGCCACUAAUAAAACGUCCAGCAAGCC
This is a messenger RNA of Entelurus aequoreus (snake pipefish), 1805 nucleotides long. RefSeq names its product regulator of G-protein signaling 9-like. The transcript is spliced from 17 exons. Lineage: Eukaryota; Metazoa; Chordata; Actinopteri; Syngnathiformes; Syngnathidae. The record is from RefSeq and is a predicted model, not a curated record. Gene Ontology annotation, biological process: regulation of G protein-coupled receptor signaling pathway; G protein-coupled receptor signaling pathway; intracellular signal transduction. The coding region runs from base 78 to 1553 and encodes 491 amino acids.